Xyrauchen texanus (razorback sucker) is the source of this 2061-nucleotide messenger RNA. RefSeq lists its product as uncharacterized. The record is from RefSeq and is a predicted model, not a curated record. The transcript is spliced from 5 exons. Bases 181 to 1788 code for a protein of 535 amino acids. NCBI's taxonomy places the organism in Eukaryota, Metazoa, Chordata, Actinopteri, Cypriniformes, Catostomidae.
UGCUUUUUAUUGUCAGAAAGCUGAGUGCGUGGUACAGAGAACAUUACAGAGCCUAUGAACUGAAAAUGUCUCCUACGAAGGAGGUGGAACUUCUUGGCCCAAACGAACUGACAGAUCCAUAUCCAUUGGCUGACUACAUAGUUGAGGGGAUGCGGCUGAUUACUCUCAAAAGAUACAUGCAUGUUUAAGGGCACCAUGGCAGAUAUUGCAACUGUUCGAUUGCUGAUCAUCUUGAGUGAAGACAACAGUGUAAGAAUGGAGCUACGCAAUGGGAUUCCUAACUCACUGGAAGAACUCAUCGAAGAGGUCAAGAAUGCAUGUGGAUUAGGAGGACACAUAAGGCUGCAGUACAAGGACACUGAUUUUGGGAACAUAUUUGUGAAUCUGACCUCUACAACUGUAAUUAAGGAUCUCUCAGUUAUCAAAGUUGUCCAAUUAGACCCUGAUACCACAACUAUUGUAUUGUACCCAGUUGAUCCCACAAUAAGUAGCAUGCCUUCAGGUGGACAGGACAGUGAAGAUUCCACCUCAGGAUCUGCACAUACAGAUGAUACCAUAAUUCUUAGCAGCAGUUCCCCAGAAUCAUUAAGAACACAGCAGUGGCCAAAAGUGUUCCCAAUCCCACUCUUCUCCUAUGACACAGAAUGUCAACUACAGAGGGGAAAUGAGGAGUACACAAGAAGCAAAUCUAGGUUGACACCCUGCUCAAAAAUGCUGUCUGACAUACUGGAGAAAGUGGCUGAAAAAGUCUACACAUACAAAGCAUACCCUACGGAUGCUGACUUCAGCGAUGUUGCUGAGGCACUGACAAGGAAGCACCCUUGCCUGAGAGAACCAGGGUCUUUCAAUGAGAGCUAUGGAUGGAAACAAAGGCUCAAGGUAAAAAUGGCCAACUACCGGACACUACUUAGGGCACAUGGAACAUCUGCAGAGCUCACUGUGAAUUCUUUGAAAUCCAAAUCUUCAGAGGAGGCCUACCCAGCAAAGAAUUUGAAGAGACCUAGACGAGCUGAGGUCAACCAUUUUCCACCCUUGCCAAGUGGUGAGACUCCAGAAAGCCUUGAACAAGAGAGGAUUUCCCUUCUUGCAGAACUACAGCAAAGAAACAACAGACAAGCAAUAAAGGAAAAGAUGGCAAAGACGUUUGGAUACCGGAGACAAGAAAUUGUGCAUAAGAAGCCGAGCAUUGAAGACGUCUUCGAGAGAUGGCCUGCACUUUUUCAGAUGGAAGAGAUCAAUGCCGAGUUCAUGCGUAUCACAACAGUUCCAUUGGAGACAAAGUUCUUGGCGCAGUUGGACAAGCACUCCAUCAAACUGUUGGAGGUCCUCAGGAGCAAGGGAGGAGUUGGGAAAGAGAAGAUUACCAGGACCUUGCAGAUUUUAGAUGAGACUGUGGACAUCAACAUCAGAAGAGAAUGCAUCCUCAAAUCUCUGAUGAUCUACCUCGGCGAACCUGUUGAGCACCUUAUCAAAAAAUACCAGGAAAAUGAGGUUGAAGAACUGGAGCAGACAACCAUGGCGAUCUUUAUCACUGAGAAAGAGGAUCCUCUCCAUCCACCCAAAGACAUUAAAAUUGUCAUCGAAGGAACAGAGGUCCUGAACAAGUUGCCCUCGGUUGCAACAGCUUUUGCCAUGGUCUUUGGGCUUAUAUACACACUGAACCUAAAGUAUCCGAAAAGGCUGCAGUUCACCUUUGAAUUUGUGCAAAAGGUACUAAUGGAGCUUGAUGGAAAAAAGAUGACCCCAAAAGUCUCUAGACUGACCACCCAGCUGUACAGCACAGAGUAGGCAGAGCUGAAUUGCACAGACUUGAUUUUAUUUUCUAUCUGUGGUUACAUUUUUUAAAUGUGGCUACCCAAGUUCGAUGGCUACCAGCCUCAAAGGCCGAAGUAGGCUGUGUUCUGAAAUGUUUAGAAAUGACGUUCAAGACUUUGGAUCCUUUUGUAAGAUGUUGCACUUACAAGGCUGCAUUAUCACUGCAGCAUUUACAAAUGUGGCUGCACUAGUUCGAUGGCUACCAGCCUCAAAGGCCGAAGUAGGCCAAGUGUUAUGGACAACUGG